This is a messenger RNA of Bombina bombina (fire-bellied toad), 1927 nucleotides long. RefSeq names its product peroxisome proliferator activated receptor gamma (gene PPARG). The record is from RefSeq and is a predicted model, not a curated record. Gene Ontology annotation, cellular component: nucleus. The transcript is spliced from 7 exons. Lineage: Eukaryota; Metazoa; Chordata; Amphibia; Anura; Bombinatoridae. Gene Ontology annotation, biological process: positive regulation of transcription by RNA polymerase II; regulation of lipid metabolic process; hormone-mediated signaling pathway. Gene Ontology annotation, molecular function: nuclear receptor activity; zinc ion binding; RNA polymerase II cis-regulatory region sequence-specific DNA binding. Bases 250 to 1692 code for a protein of 480 amino acids.
GGAAGCCAUCAGGGGAUGCAGUGUAGUUCACAGUAUAGGAAAGCAAAGGACUUUGCUGUGUUCUUUAUGCUUGGUGACAUAGCUGGUGACCAGUGGCAUUACAUCUGCUCUGCCAUCUGAGGACAAUAGCUCUGAGUUGAGUCCUCACCAGCCCAUGGCAGAUUGACUAUUUGGGCAAACACUACUGCAUCAUUAAAUAGAAGAUCCCAUCAUCUGACACCAGCAGCAAACUCAAACCAGAAAAUAACAAUGGUUGACACAGAAAUGCCAUUUUGGUCCAUGAAUUUUGGUGUUAGCUUGGGUGACCUCUCUGGAAUUGAUGACCAUCCCCAUGCCUAUGAUAUAAAACCAUUCACAACAGUAGACUUUUCUAGUAUUUCUACCCAACAGUAUGAAGAUAUUCUUGAUGACAAAAGUUUUAUCAACAAAAAUGACCAGUCGACAUAUGACUUUAAGUAUGAUCUGAAGCUACAAGAAUGCCAAAACACAAUAAAAUUAGAGCCUCCUUCACCUCCUUAUUAUUCUGACAAAACACAGUCCUUCAACAAAAGUCAGGAAGAUGGCUCCAAUUCUUUUAUGGCCAUUGAGUGCAGAGUUUGUGGAGACAAGGCUUCAGGGUUCCACUAUGGCGUUCAUGCUUGUGAAGGUUGUAAGGGAUUCUUCAGAAGAACAAUACGGUUAAAACUUGUUUAUGAGAGAUGUGAUCUGAACUGUAGGAUUCACAAGAAGAGCAGAAAUAAAUGUCAGUACUGCAGGUUCCAGAAGUGUCUCUCGGUUGGCAUGUCCCAUAAUGCUAUCAGGUUUGGCCGUAUGCCACAAGCAGAGAAGGAGAAGCUUUUGGCAGAAAUAUCUAGCGACAUGGACCAUCUGAACCCUGAGUCUGCUGAUCAGCGGGUCCUAGCCAAGCACUUGUAUGACUCAUACAUGAAGUCCUUCCCCCUCACCAAAGCCAAGGCGAGAGCCAUCUUAACAGGAAGAACGACAGACAAAUCACCUGUUGUUAUAUAUGAUAUGAACUCACUCAUGAUGGGAGAAGACCAGAUCAAAUAUCAAUAUUUGUCUCCUUUCCAAGAGCAAGAUAAGGAAGUUGCCAUCCGAAUCUUUCAGAGAUGUCAGUCUCGCUCAGUGGAGGCUGUACGUGAAAUUACUGAAUUUGCCAAAAGCAUUCCAGGAUUUGUAAACCUUGAUUUAAAUGACCAAGUAACUCUGCUAAAGUAUGGUGUGCAUGAGAUCAUCUUUACUAUGUUGGCUUCACUAAUGAAUAAGGAUGGAGUAUUAAUCGCUGAUGGACAAGGAUUUAUGACUCGGGAGUUUCUGAAGAGCUUACGGAAGCCAUUUUGCGAGUUCAUGGAACCCAAGUUUGAAUUUGCCAUACGGUUUAAUGCGCUUGAACUGGACGACAGUGAUCUAGCAAUCUUUGUAGCCGUCAUCAUACUUAGUGGAGACCGACCUGGAUUAAUAAAUGUAAAACCUAUUGAAGAUAUCCAAGAAAGUUUGCUACAAGUGUUAGAAUUACAGUUGAAACUCAAUCACCCAGACUCUUCUCAGUUAUUUGCUAAACUUCUACAAAAAAUGACGGACCUUAGACAAGUUGUGACAGAACACGUUCAGUUGUUGCAAAUUAUAAAGAAGACUGAAGCCGAUAUGUGCCUUCAUCCACUCCUGCAAGAGAUUUACAAAGAUCUUUACUGACCCCCCACCUCCCCCCCCCCCCCGGCUUUUUUUAAUGAUGUAUUUUCUACAUUUUGCACUAUUUUUAUGGAAUAAAAAAAAACCAACAGUUAAUGCCAAAGAUAUUACUGUGAAACAGCCUUAUGGAAUGAUACAAAUCAUUACUAGAAUAGGUCUACUAUAUGCAACCAGUUUAUAAAAGCACAUGCACAUUUCGUUUUUGUUUUUUUAAAUAUUAAAGUGUCUAUUAUAAAAA